Molecule: messenger RNA, 321 nt
Organism: Parnassius apollo (apollo)
Lineage: Eukaryota; Metazoa; Arthropoda; Insecta; Lepidoptera; Papilionidae
Source: the annotation of a GenBank genome assembly
AUGCAGUUUAUAAACGAUGACAUUACACCAGAAGUGAUGACAGGAAAUCUUCAGGACAGUGAUUCGGAAUCCCUCAACGAGUCAAAUCAUGCCCAGCAAGAAAACACUGACGUAAUGAGUCCAGGUGUUUCAUCGUGCAGCAGUCGCACAAACACGUCAAAGCGCAAAACAGCCUCGGAUUAUAGAGAUGAUCUUAUAGAAUGUGAAAGAAAAAAAAAUUUGCUAAUUGAACAAAAAAUGGCGUCAAAUAGUGACCAAUUGGAGAAAUGUGGCGAUUAUCAUUUCUUUAUGAGUCUCCUGCAACAAAUGAAACAGACCUAG